This is a messenger RNA of Astyanax mexicanus (Mexican tetra), 3631 nucleotides long. RefSeq names its product DEXH (Asp-Glu-X-His) box polypeptide 58 (gene dhx58). Gene Ontology annotation, biological process: positive regulation of interferon-beta production; innate immune response; response to virus. Gene Ontology annotation, cellular component: cytoplasm. Bases 110 to 2173 code for a protein of 687 amino acids. Gene Ontology annotation, molecular function: double-stranded RNA binding; hydrolase activity; single-stranded RNA binding. NCBI's taxonomy places the organism in Eukaryota, Metazoa, Chordata, Actinopteri, Characiformes, Acestrorhamphidae. The record is from RefSeq and is a predicted model, not a curated record. The transcript has 12 exons.
UUCGUUUCUCAGUCAGGCUGUUUAUAAAGCUGCAGUCCUCUGUGUUCUCUGUUCAGGAGACUCUCAGCUAUUCCACUGACAGCUGAUCUCAAACACCGACUCAGUGCAGAUGGAGGAGAUAUCGCUCAGGUUGUACCAGAAGGAGGUGGUGCAGAGAGCCCUGCAGGGGGAGAACAGCAUCAUCUGGCUGCCCACCGGUGGAGGGAAGACUCGAGCUGCGGUUUAUGUGGCCAAGAAGCACCUGGAGACCCGUCGCAAUGCUAAAGUGGCCGUUCUCGUCAACAAGGUGCACCUGGUGGAUCAGCACUAUCAGAAGGAGUUUCAGCCACGCCUGGGCCACAUUGUAAAGAUCAUGCCCAUUAGUGGAGACAGUCGAGAGAAGGACUUUUUCGGCCGUGUGGUGAAAGAGUCAGACCUGGUCAUCUGCACUGCCCAGAUUCUGGAGAACGCCCUGAUAAACACAGAGGAGGACAAGCAUGUGGAGCUAAAAGAUUUCACCCUGCUGAUCAUAGACGAGUGCCACCACACUCAUAAGGAUGCUGUGUAUAAUAAGAUCAUGGCUCGCUAUGUGAAGAGUAAGCUGGAGGGGGUGAGGAAUCUGCCUCAGAUUCUGGGCCUCACUGCUUCACCAGGAACUGGGGGGUCCAGGACGCUGGAGGGAGCCGUCAAUCAUGUUCUGCAGAUCUGUGCCAAUCUGGACUCUGUAAUUGUGUCCACUGAAGAGUAUGUGCCAGUGCUUAAAGAUGCUGUUCCCAGACCCAUAAAGAAGUAUGACAUUGUGGAGACACGAGUUUUCGAUCCUUUUGGGGAUCAUCUGAAGAUGAUGAUGAAGAUAAUCCAUGGGUUCAUGCCGUUGGAGGCACAGAUUAACCUUCGGGAGAUGGGAACUCAGGAGUAUGAAGCUGAUGUGGUGGAGCUGGAGAAGAAAGGUGUUCAGAGGGAGGACAGGUCUUUGGCUCAGUGUGCCCUGCACCUUCGGAAGUAUAACGAUGCUCUUCUUAUUAACGACACAGUGCGCAUGGUGGACGCCCUGCGGCUUCUGGAAGAGUUUUACAGCUCAAAAAUGGAAAACACGAUGGAUGCAACAAAUCUCUUCCUCUUAGGACUCUUUGAAGAGAACCACGUAGAGCUGAAGCUGUUGGCCUCUAAUGCACAAAACGAAAACCCCAAGUUAGAUCAGCUGCAGAGCACCCUGUUGGAGCAGUUUCAGGAUGAAAACUCACGAGGAAUCCUCUUCUCCAAAACCCGCGAGGGCACGCGCUGCCUGUGCGACUGGGUGUGUGCCAACCGGAAGCUGAAGCGCGCUGAAAUCCGUGCUGCUAUUCUCACUGGAGCUGGCAAUGGUGCCAAUCACAUGACACAGAGAGGACAGAAAGAAACGAUACAAAAAUUCAGAGAUGGAACCCUCAACCUCCUCAUCUCCACUAGUGUGGCCGAGGAAGGCCUGGACAUCCCAGAAUGCAACGUGGUGGUGCGCUACGGACUGCUGACCAAUGAGAUAGCUCAGCAGCAGGCCAGCGGACGAGCCCGGGCUCAGAACAGCGUGUAUUCGGUAGUGGCUCAGGUAGGAGGUCGGGAGAUGCGCAGGGAGAAGACCAACGAGUAUCUGGAGGAGCUGACCGGCAGAGCCAUCGCCCAAGUGCAGAAGAUGGAUCGCAGAGAGUUCUGCAAGAAGGUGUGCGAGCUGCAGAGAGCUGCUGUGAUGGAUCGGAUUCUGGCCAGCAGGCAGAAAGAGGAGAAGAGGAAGCGCUACAAUCCCUCCCAGGUGCAGUUCACCUGCAGGAGCUGCUUCAUUGCCGUUGGCCACGGAGACGACAUAAAAGUCGUGAACAACAACCACCAUGUCAACAUUAACCAGGACUUUAAGAAUUACUAUAAGGUAGGAGGACAGGUUCAUCUAGAUCGCACGUUUGAAGACUGGGAGCCUGGCCGUGUCAUCAGCUGUGCUAGUUGUGGACGGGAGUGGGGGAUGGAGAUCAAACUGAGGAAGGUGGUGAUGCUGCCCUGUCUCAAAAUAAAGAACUUUUCAAUGAAGACUCCUGAGGGAAACCGUGUAGCCAAGCAGUGGAAGGAGGUGGAGUUCCCUGUGGAGGAGUUUGACUUUAUUAAGGACAUACCCAACCAAUUUCCUGACCUAGACCUGGAUCUGGACCUAGACCUGGACCUAGAUUAAGCACGGCCUGAGAGAUCAGGGUGGUACAGUGUAAUAAUACCAAACUGCACUUCAGAUUCCACUCCUGCUCCUCCUUCACUCCUGUCUUAGCAUGAUGAUGAACAAGUAGCUUCUUCUAUCAUCUCUGUUUUUAUAUAUUUUUAAAACUGUUUUACUCCACUUUGACCAUCGGGUGUCGCUGUUGUGCAAUAUAUGUUAUGAAAAGGGCUCUAAAAUGAGGACUGCAAGUCUCUACUAGAGAACCGUAAGGACAGGAUUAGUUUUACAGACAUGCUGUAUUUCCAUGAAGUAAAGUUUCCUCAGGAAUUCUGUAAAAUGUUUAUCAGCAGUUUGCACUGGAUAAAAGAGCUCUGUGUAAAGUAAAGGUAAAGCCAUGCCAAAAUAUUAGGGAUGUAAUACGUUAGGCUUCCUAGUAUUGAGUUUAAUUAUAAUAUCAGAAAUUCCCAUAAUUUGGCAUACAUUAGAAAUUAGAAAUGAACUAGAAAACCUAUGGAAACUCCUUUUUCACAGUUUAUGAUGGAAUAAUUUAUAUUAUUCCCAAAUGAUUCCGAAUAUUUCCUAUUGAGAAAUUAAACAACCUUGUAAGUUUAUAGUAGAUUAAACUUCAUUUAUGUGCAGUCUAUAAAGAUCUUACAGGACCAAAUCUCAAAGUAGGUCUGUCACAAUAAUAAUGAUAAUUAUCAGUUUUAUCACACAAUAUAUGGACAUGAACUCGGUCACUUUGCUGAUCUCGUUAUGGGACAUAACAUUUUUGGAGAGCUUAUUAAUAUGAAUAAGCCAGUAUGUCAACUUAGUUUGUUUGUUUUAUUUAAAAUAUUUAGUCAUAUAUUUAUCUCUACUAUGCUAGUGCUGGUGGUAAAAACACAACUAUGGUAAGCAAACCUUACUGAAGCUCAGUGAUUACCUGUUCAGCAGAAAAAUAGCCAACUCACCCAUUUCCAUGGCUGCAGCAAACAGUGUUCAUGCUGUUGUUUUUCUUACCUGGCAACCUGGAGUGUGGAAAUGGGACUGGAGGAAUGGAGGUGGGCAGUGCGCAAUAAGAACAUAAUCACUGACUCUGCUGUCAAGAGCUGCCAGCGCUUAAACUCAGCAUGUUUCCUUAAUGUCUGAUGAUACAUCCUGAUAGUAGAGAAAAUGCAAUCUUUAAUCGUCCAUUUAAAAUCAGUAGUUCCUUCCUCUGUAAUAGGUUGUAAUUGUAUUAUUAUGGUACUGUGUUAUCAAUGGAAUAAUAUUGUUUCAAAAUGACAAUAGUGUUGUUAAUCGCAAUUAUUUUUGGGACAAUAUAUGAUCCAAACUACAAAAAUGUAGUAGUAAUUUUUUCUUUUUAUUUGUUCUUUCAUUAUGACAUUAUGAACAUGAACUGGUGAGGAACUGACCGUCUGUCUUGCUGCUUUACAUUUUCAUGUAUUUUUCUUUUCGACUUUAGUAAUAUUAUGAAAUAAAAUACUUGUCAUCUUA